Ichthyophthirius multifiliis is the source of this 1463-nucleotide messenger RNA. RefSeq lists its product as hypothetical. NCBI's taxonomy places the organism in Eukaryota, Ciliophora, Oligohymenophorea, Hymenostomatida. The transcript has 4 exons. The record is from RefSeq and is a predicted model, not a curated record. The annotation marks the transcript as partial.
ACAAUAAAGUGUUAAAAUACUGAAAACUAUUUAAAUUUAGAAUAAUUGACAAUUUCAAUGACUAUUUUUGAAUGCUUAAACAUAAGAAUAAAUACCAGAAAAGACUUAAUUUUAUAAUAAGAGAUAUUUUUUGGUUUCAAAUAAAGAUAAUAAUAAUAAUCAGUAUAAAAUUAUGUAUUUUUAGAAUCUAAUUAAUAUAUAAAAAUAAAUGCAAAUAUAACACAUAUGGAUAAUUAUUUAGGCAUAUUAAUAUUUAUUGCUGAUAAGAAUAUAUAUAUAGAACCUCCAAAAACUGAUAUAUAUAAUAAUAUUUUUAUAAAAUCAGGGCAUAUAGGGUUAUAAACAAAUGAAGAAAUUAUUUUAAAAAACUCAUUUUUUUCAGCAAAUUUUAUUCGAUGCGAUGAUGAUUUAAAUUUUUCUAUGAAAAAAAAAUCCAUUUAUAGUUAAUUAUUUGAGCUUUUUAUAGAUAAAUAGACAGGAAAGGCAAAUUUAGUUUUUAAAAAAUAAGAAAAAAACUCAAAAUUUAAAAUUGUUUAUUAAUUUCUUUAAACUGAUUUUACACUGCUUUUUUUAGCUGAAAAAAAUAUUUCUAUGGACAUUAAUACAACUAUUAAGGCUUCUAAAAUAGGUCUUUUUUCACUUAAUAUAGCCUCAAAUGGAAAUUUAAAUUCAACUGGAAUGGGUUGCCAACCUAAUAAUGGUAAAGGAAAGGGUCUUUAUUACAAUACAGAGUAUUAAUGUGCUGCCCAUGGGGCUCAUCAUGCCGGCUAUGGAGGCAUAGGGUUACCUUAGGGGAAAUUAGAGGCAGAUGUGAUCGAAUAAUAUGCAAUAUAUUGCAUAAAAUAUUUCAAUUAUAUAAACUUUAUAUUCAAAAACAACCCGUAUGAUUACUAAAAUAUGUUCUUUGAAGGAAGUGGAGGCUCUUGUUAAAAUUGCAGUGAAAAAAUUGAGGAAAAAAAAGAAGGAGAGGGUGCAGGAGGAGGUGUAGUAAUAAUUUAUGGAGUAUAAUAAGUUUAAUUAGGAGGUAAAGUAGAAUCUAAUGGACAAAAAUUCUGGAAUGUUAAAGGAAGUGGAGGAUCCGGAGGUUCAAUACUUAUUAAAAGUAAUAUAAUAUAAGGAAAUGCUUAAUUAAUGGCAUAAGGAGGUGAUUCAGAUGAUGAAGGUUUAUUUGGAGAAGGUUCAGGAGGAAAAAUAUAAAUUGAUUAAUAAAAUUGCAUAGGAUUUUUCGAUUUAAAUCAAAAAAUUUAAUAAUUUAAUGGUAUUAUUAAUGUUUAAAGUGGUUUUCGGAAAAUUAAUAAUUAAUUAAUAAAAAAUGAACUUUUUUUAUAAAUAAAAGCUAAUAACGGAGUUUUUAUACCAUAAAUAUGUUAAAGUGAAUAUGAACCUAAUAUAAAUGGAGGAUGUGAUUUAUGUAAAUAAGGUUACUAUAAAACUAGUUCUUUUGGUUCUUGCAAAAAGGUUGA